AUGGAUUAUGUGACGGCUCGCCGCCCACGUGCAGUGGUGUUAGAGAAUGUGGCGGCGCUGGCCAAGCACCAGAAGUACCGUGCUACUUUCAAGUUCAUCAUGACGACCUUUAAGAAGCUGAAGUAUCAGGUGAAGGCCUUUGUCUUGGACAGCCGGGAGUUCGGAUUGCCUCAGCGCCGCCGCCGCUGCUACAUUAUUGCCGCACUCCCGCCCAAGUCAUUGUCCAACACCAGUGGCAUCAGUGUCAAGCGCCCCAAGGCUGUCAAUGUCAACCUCGAGAGUGUCUUGGCCAAGAAGCCCAAGGAGACUCUGCCGGACGCCCCAGGUGCCCGCCGCAACAUCAAGGCUGCCUUGAGGAAGCUGCGGAAGGAUGGCAUUGACCUGGCGAAGCAGGAGUGCUGUGUCGACAUUGCUGCUGGUGUUAAGUUCCAGCAGGUGUCUACCAACUGCUCGCCCACACUCACACGGGCAAGAGGCAAGACGAAGGGCUUCUGGUUCACCAAGGCGCUGCCCGUCGUGUUGCGCCUUUCAGCGCACCGCACGAUCUGCGUCGAGGACAUGGCAGCACUUCAGGGCUUUCGCCUCUCCGAAUUGGCGGGUGCCACAG
Effrenium voratum is the source of this 607-nucleotide messenger RNA. NCBI's taxonomy places the organism in Eukaryota, Dinophyceae, Suessiales, Symbiodiniaceae. The record is from the annotation of a GenBank genome assembly.